UGCAAACCUCUCCAAGAGAAAAAUGGAAAAGUGGAUUGUGUUCUUCAAGCAGUUUAUGAAUUAAAAAGAGAGAGAGAGAGAGGACACUCUAAUGCACUAUUUCCCAUUCUGUGAGUAUAAAAGGGUAUUGAUAUUUUGACUUGCUAUUAUAUGCCCCACAUCAGCAACAUGCUUAAAUGCCUGCCUAACUUUAAGCAGCUGUUUAGUCCCAUUGCAGUAUUGCCAGCCUCAAGAGAUCGCGAGUUGUGAGUCAGACCCCAAAAAUCGUGGAUUGGCCGAAAAAACAAAUUAAAAACCUCACUGCCACAUCUUCCCAUCUCCUACCCAGAAGCAAAUUCUGCUCCUCAACCUCCAAAUCAAUUCUGUCCCCCAGUCUCCACUUUGGUUCAGUCCCUCCUUCAGCCCCCCAGGUUCACGUUUACUCCUGAGGCUCCUCACCGAGGCCUGGGAGGUGCUGCACUGGGGUUCCUGUUCAGCCUUACAGGCAGGGGGAGCAUCUUCAGGGGCUCUUCACCCCACCCUGUCCCUAGGCUGGGUGUUGCAGGGAGGAGCAGAGGAGCCUUCCUUGUUGCUCACAGGAGACAGAGCUGCAUGAGUUGCGGGCUUUUUCUGCUCCCUCAUGUCCUCCUGUGAAAUGGCGUCAGGUUGUGGGGGAGAGAGCUUUUCAAUCAGCAGCUCUGGUGAUUCUGCCCCAGGAUGUGGGGAAGGCAGCCAAUCAGAGGGGUUCCACCCCAGGUAAGGCUCUAAGCUGCUAAUUCACAUCAUUGCCAGGCUCGUUCCAGCCCUGCUCAAAUCCUGUCACAGCGCGCACACACAAAUCAGGAAAAAUUGUUUGUGUGACAGGUUUGUGAUAUGAUUGAUGUUCUACUCUGAUCAGGAUUCAGGCAAAUGCACUGAGGACUGCAGACUUCCCUCCUGCUCGCUUUAUUUAAAAAAAAAAAAAAAAAAAGCCAUACAAAGACAGCCCAAGAACACCAUGAACAAAGCAGGAAAAUCGAGUGGGUUUCCUGAUGGAAGGUUCCUGAGGUGUCUACCUGGUUGCAUUUUCUAUUGGUGUGGAGCAAGGAUAGUAGACACAGCACUCCCCGAUAAACAGAAGGAAAGUUGGCUUUUAAGGAGAGGUGUCAGUGAUGUUGGGGAAGAAGUGGAAUAUGAUGAAGAACUGUAUGUGGCUGGCAAUAUGGUCAUUUGGAGCAAAGGAAGUAGAAGCCAAGCAUCUGCUGUUUAUAAAGCUUUCACUGUUGACAGCCCUGUUCUACAGGCUUUGUGGUGUGAUUUCACUGUACCACAGGAAAAAUCUGAGAAAGCUGACAAUAGUGAUGAAAUAGUAGAAAAGUGUAUCUGCAUAUUGCAAAGCUCCUGCAUAAAUGUUCAUAGUAUAGAAGGAAAGGAUUACAUUGCUUCCUUACCUUUUCAGGUAGCAAAUGUCUGGCCAACAAAGUAUGGCUUGUUGUUUGAACGCAGCAGCACUUCACACGAAGUCCCUCUGAGUCCAUCCAGAGAACCUUUGCCCACUAUGUUCAGUAUGCUACAUCCUUUAGAUGAGAUAACACCUCUUGUCUGCAAGUCUGGAGAUGGGGUUAACCUGAGCGCUACUUCUCUAGCAGGUGUGUUUGGCUCGGCUAGAGUACAGUAUGUUGCUGAUUACACACUGCGCAUUGUGUUCCUCAAUGAGGAGCCUUCCAUUGUGAUGACCUAUGACACCGUUCAGAGUUUGCAUGCUGUCUGGGCCCUUCGUAGAGUAAAACCAGAGGAGCAGAACACAGUCCUAAAGUUCUCUGAGCAGGUGGGGACGCCGCAACAUGUGGCCACCAGCAGCUCUUUGACCGCCCACCUCAGGAGUCUCUCGAAAGGAGACUCGCCCCUGGCUUCCCCUUUCCAGAAUUAUUCCUCUCUUCACAGCCAGAGUAGGUCGUUGUCGUCACCCAGCGUGCACUCCCGCUCCCCUUCCAUAUCCAACAUGGCAGCUCUUAGCCGUUCUCACUCUCCUGCCUUAGGGGUGCAAUCUUUCUCUGGAGUGCAGAGAUUCAACUUCUCCAGUAACACCCAGUCGCCACGGAGGCACAGUGCGAGCCAUUCUCCAAACAGUGCUUCCAGUGACUCCUUCCUUGCUCCAGAAACUGAGCCAAUUGUUCCAGAGCUGUGCAUAGACCAUCUGUGGACAGAGACCAUUAUGACCAUGAGAGAGAAGAAUUCCCAAGCCUCAAAAGUGUUUAUUACAACUGACCUUUGUGGACAAAAGUUCUUGUGCUUUUUAGUGGAAUCCCAGCUCCAGUUGCGCUGUGUAAAGUUUCAAGAGAGUAACGAUAAGUCACAGUUGAUCUUUGGUUCUGUUACAAAUAUACAGGCAAAGGACGCAGCCCCUGUAGAGAGCAUUGACACAUUGCUGGUUCUGGAAGGCAAUGGAAACUUAGUGCUGUAUACUGGAGUGGUUCGGGUAGGGAAGGUUUUUAUUCCUGGCCUGCCAGCACCAUCAUUGACAAUGUCGAACCAAAUGCCUCGGCCGAGCACCCCUCUGGAUAGCCUGAAUACUCCUUCCAAGCCUUUGAAUAAGCACCUAGGGCCCUUAGAGGAGGGAGUUCUAUUGUCUCCAGUUCCAGAGUUGAGGGAUUCUUCCAAACUUCAUGACUCCUCUUACAUUGAUGAUUGUACUUUCCAACAACUUGGAACUUUCAUUCACUCUGUACGAGACCAUGUUCACAACAGAGUAACUCUGGAACUCAGCAAUAGCUCGAUGGUUAGGAUUACCAUUCCUGAAAUCGCCACCUCAGAGCUAGUGAAAAGAUGUUUACAAGGAAUUAAGUCUAUCCUGCCCAAAGAGAUCGCGGUACAAAUGCUUGUCAAGUGGUAUAAUGCUUACAAUGCUCCCGGAGGACCAAGUUAUCACUCCGAGUGGAGUUUAUUUGUAACCUGCCUCAUGAAUAUGAUGGGUUACAAUACUGACAGAUUGGCAUGGACACGUAAUCUUGAUUUUGAAGGAUCCCUUUCCCCUGUCAUUGCUCCCAAGAAGGCUAGACCUUCUGAGACAGGAUCAGAUGAAGACUGGGAGUAUCUGCUCAAUUCAGACUACCAUAGAAACCUUGAGUCUCACCCUCUGGCCAGAGCCUUGCGGUUGGAUCCAUUGGAAACCUCAUUUCCAAAAGAUGACUUUUCACCCAGCCUCAGCUUGGAUUCCUCAACUCUUCUCUUCACCCACAUUCCUGCUAUUUUCUUUGUGCUUCAUCUGAUCUAUGAAGAGCUCAAAUUGAACAGCCUGAUGGGAGAAGGCAUUCGUUCACUUGUUGUACUGCUUGUUCAGCUGGCAAGGGACUUAAAAUUAGAAGCGUAUAUAGAUUAUUACUACAGAGAGUAUCCUGCACUUGUAAAGACCUCCAGGCAGACAUGCAUAAUCGAUCAAGCCCAAACAGGUUUCAUGCACCAUCCCUCGUUUUUUUCUGCUGAGCCUCCCAGUAUCUUUCAGUGGCUGAGUUCCUGUCUGAAGGGAGAAGGAGCCCUGCCUUAUCCUUACUUACCAGGAAUCUGUGAAAGGAGCAAACUAGUCGUGCUGAGUGUUGCACUGUACAUACUUGGUGAUGAGAGUGCUGUUUCAAAUGAAGCAUCACAUUAUUUGUUUCGGAUAACUUCAGGGCAACGAAAGCAGCAGACAGAACAAGAUGAUGAUCGAUAUAGUUUCAGACACAGCACAUCUGUUUCCAACCUAGCUGAAAAGCUGGUUAUCUGGAUGACUAGUGUGGGUUUCACCUUAAGAGAUUUGGAGUCUCUCCCCUUUGGGGUUGCGCUUCCUAUCAGAGAUGCUGUAUAUCACUGCCGAGAGCAGCCUGCCUCUGAUUGGCCAGAAGCUGUUUGUCUCUUGAUUGGUCGUCAAGAUCUUUCCAAACAGGCAUGUGAAGGGAACCUGGCAAAGGGUAAAUCUAAGAUACGACUUUCAGAGAACAGUGAGAAGUUUCAGUGUUCUGCCCUUAGCAUGUGGCAACAAAAGUUACACCAGAGGAAAGGAAAGCAGUCUGUUGCCCAGGUGUUAUCGUCUGAUGUGCCUUCAGGAGCUGAGGCAGAAGAAGAUGAUGAUGGUAUGAAUGAUAUGAACCAGGAAGUGAUGUCCCUAAUAUGGAGUGAGGAUUUGAGAGUGCAAGAGGUGCGCAGACUCCUUCAAAGUGCCCAUCCUGUACGUGUCAGUGUAGUACAGAUGCCAGAAGUCAGUGACCAUGAAUACAUAGAAGAAAAAGAAAACCGGUUAUUACAGUUGUGUCAACGGACUAUGGCGCUCCCCUUAGGCCGAGGAAUGUUUACACUCUUCUCAUAUCAUCCAGUGCCAACGGAACCAUUGCCUAUUCCUAAACUGAAUCUAACGGGCCGUGCUCCACCUAGGAACACUACUGUGGACCUUAAUAGUGGGAACAUUGAUGUCCCUCCAAAUAUGGCAUGCUGGGCCAGUUUUCACAACGGAGUGGCUGCUGGGCUGAAGAUAGCACCUGCUUCCCAGAUAGAUUCAGCUUGGAUUGUCUAUAACAAACCCAAAACUGCAGAACUCGCCAAUGAAUACGCCGGCUUCCUCAUGGCACUGGGUCUGAACGGACACCUCACAAAGCUUGCCACACUCAACAUACACGACUACUUGACCAAGGGCCAUGAGAUGACAAGUAUUGGGCUGCUGCUUGGUGUUUCUGCUGCCAAGCUAGGCACAAUGGAUAUGGCUAUUACGCGGCUCCUUAGCAUCCACAUACCUGCUCUCUUACCACCAACUUCAACAGAGCUGGACGUCCCUCAUAACGUACAGGUGGCGGCUGUGAUAGGAAUCGGCCUGGUAUAUCAAGGAACGGCUCACAGGCACACGGCAGAGGUUCUGCUAGCUGAAAUAGGACGUCCCCCAGGUCCUGAAAUGGAGUACUGCACUGACAGAGAAUCCUAUUCUCUAGCAGCUGGUUUAGCAUUGGGCAUGGUCUGCUUGGGACAUGGCAGUAACUUGAUAGGCAUGUCUGACCUCAAUGUCCCUGAGCAGCUUUAUCAGUACAUGGUUGGAGGUCACAAGCGUUUCCAAGCAGGAAUGCACAGAGAGAAACACAAGUCUCCAAGUUAUCAGAUAAAGGAAGGAGAUACCAUAAAUGUGGAUGUUACUUGUCCAGGGGCAACUCUGGCAUUAGCUAUGAUCUACCUAAAGACUAAUAACAGGUCUAUUGCUGACUGGCUUCGAGCUCCGGACACGAUGUAUUUGCUGGACUUUGUAAAACCAGAAUUUCUUUUGCUGAGGACACUUGCUCGAUGCUUGAUUUUGUGGGAUGACAUUUUGCCCAAUUCGAAGUGGGUUGAUAGUAACGUACCACAAAUUAUAAGAGAGAACCGUAUAUCCCUUCAUGCAACAGAAUUGCCUUCAUCAGAAGAUCUGAAUUUGGAGACACUGGCGCAAGCUCACGUCUACAUCAUUGCUGGUGCCUGCUUGUCACUGGGUUUUCGAUUUGCUGGUUCAGAAAACCUAGCUGCAUUUAACUGCUUGUUUAAAUUUGCAAAAGAUUUCAUGAAAUGUUUGUCAGCACCUACAGCUUCAAUAACAGGUCACUAUAACCUUGAAACUUGUUUGAGUGUUGUGCUGCUGUCUCUUGCAAUGGUGAUGGCGGGCUCUGGAAACUUGAAGGUCCUCCAGCUCUGUCGUUUCAUGCAUAAGAAGACAGGUGGAGAGAUGAACUAUGGGUUCCAUCUGGCUCAUCACAUGGCUCUUGGACUUCUUUUUUUGGGAGGAGGAAGAUACUCCCUGAGUACGUCAGAUUCUUCAAUUGCUGCUCUUCUUUGUGCUCUGUAUCCUCACUUCCCCGUUCACAGUUCUGACAACAGGUAUCACCUUCAGGCCCUACGGCACCUGUAUGUGCUGGCAGCAGAACCAAGGCUCCUGGUGCCUGUUGAUGUGGAUACAAACACUCCUUGUUACACGCUACUAGAGGUUACCUAUAAGGGCACGCAAUGGUAUGAAGAAACCACAGAGGAAUUGAUGGCACCAACUCUCCUCCCGGAGCUUCACUUACUUAAGCAGAUCAGAGUGAAAGGCCCGCGAUACUGGGAACUACUAAUAGAUUUAAGCAAGGGGACACACCAGUUGAAGUCUAUCCUUUCUAAGGAUGGCAUCCUGUAUGUAAAACUGAGAGCUGGGCAGCUCUCGUACAAAGAGGACCCAAUGGGCUGGCGCAGUUUGUUAGCACAGGCUGUCACUCACAGGAACUCUGAAACUCGGACGUUCAAGCCAGAAACUAUUUCUGCUUUCACUUCUGAUCCCGCACUACUUUCAUUUGCUGACUAUUUCUGCAAACCAGCUGUGAACAUGGGUCAGAAACAGGAAAUAUUGGAUCUCUUCUCAUCUAUUCUUUAUGAGUGUGUUACUCGAGAGAAUCCGGAGAUGCUGCCUGCAUACAUAGCAAUAGAUCAGGCUGUGAGGAUAUUAGAGAGAAAAGAAAUGUCUGAGACCUUUGAAUUGUGGCAGAUAAAGCUGGUAUUAGAAUUUUUCAGCUCCAGAAGCCACCAGGAGAGAGUGAGGAGAAAUCCAAACCGAGGGCUCUUCAUGAACUCUGAAUUUCUGCCUGUGAUGAAGUGCACUAUUGAUAAUACCUUGGACCAGUGGCUACAAGCGGGAGGGGACGUCUCUCUGCACUCCUACCUAAGUGGGCAGCCUACUGAAGAAUCGCAGUUAAAUAUGCUGGCCUGCUUCCUCGUUUACCACUCAGUCCCAACCCCAGGGCAGCUCUCAGCAGGCGGCUUAGAAGGGAGCGUAAGCUUUUCUGAACUGCUUUUGAAAUUCAGGCGGCUGAAAAUGCCAGUUCGUGCAUUACUGCGACUUGCACCUCUACUGCUUGGAAAUCCACAGUCAGUGGUGCUGUGACCGUGCCAAGACGGAGACCCAGAACACAAAUCUUACACAGUCACCAAAGCCAAUGGCAACAGUGUUGUUUUAAGUUAUCUGAAAGACCCCUGGAUGAAGGGAACUUAACGUUGUAGCUUCAUAGGCCAUGUCCCAAGCAUCUCUUCCACUUGCCCGUAGAUGUUUUGACUGUGACAGGGAGCUUUGUAUGUAUUGUUGUUUCAAUGAAGGGUACCUACAUACAACGAAUUAACCCUUUACUUUUCUAAAUAAAGUUUGUUUACAAAAAAGCCUUGUGGCGAGUCAUGAAAAUAACUGAUCUGGAAGCAAUUGGUCACCUCAUGUGCUCACCACCCAGUAUUCUGAGCCUUUGGCGCUUUUAAAACCAUCUUUAAGGAGAUAGAAAAGGGCUAUUUACAGGGAUGGCACUGAGGAGCAGUAGGCCUCAACCUCCACUUUCCAUCUUGGGCAGCUGGAUGGAAACUGUAAAGAUGAGUCACACGCCAUCACAUUCAUAUACUGCCUGUUGCUUUCCUUUCUUCCGCCAUUUUCAAAAAUCGAAUCUUUUUUCUAAAACACUUUUUUUUUUUAAAUAUAAGAUGGGAGCAUUUCGAGCCCAGCAGAACAAAGACAACUUUGAAUUUCUUUUUUUAAAUUAGAUAAUUUUAAUUUAGUUUUUCAACUGGUGCUGAGCAGAACUCGCUUGCUGGGCUAUGCUGCCUCUCAGAUGAGGCUGAAUCUGUGUACUUGGCUAGGCUAUUUGGACAGUCUGCGAUUCCUGCCCCCCCCCCCACCUCUGACACACAGAGGUGCUGGCCCAGGCAAUGGUUUGCACAUGAUGGAAUUUCUGUGCAGUGAAUGAGGAAAAGCUGCAGGCAGAAAGAUGUCGGUGCUGCGGUAAGAGCAAUGGCCUAGAACCUAUGAGACCAGAACCUAGUCAGUGGAUUUGCUGCAGGCUGGUUAUGCAAGAUUGGGUAAGUCCCCUAAACUAGAGCAUUUGAGGCCAACGGUAGUGGGAGCCUCACAUCUCUGUACUUCAGUUCUCCCAGAAUGGGGCUCACUACAUGGAGCCUGGAAUGUUGGAGGGGUGGGCCAGGGUGAGCAGACAGCAAAUGUGAAAAAUCGGGAGAGAGGGUAAUAGGAACCUAUAUAAGAAAAAGACCCCAAAAUCGGGACAAAUCGGGACAUCUGGUCACCCUAGGUGGGGGAGCACACCCUGGAGUGCUGUUGGCUGGUGACCAACAACUGAGCAGAGGGGUUAUGGCUGGAGGAGGGGUAACAGGACAGCCCUGGAUCUUGGAGGAGAUGGCAGCUUCCAAGGGACCAUGGAAAAAACAGGCUAGGGGGUGGGAGGACAAGGCUGGGGGUCACUGUUCUGAGGGCUGUAUCAAGAACCCCUCAUCACUGCCAGAAGGAGGAUGGCCUGUGGGGUCAUUAGCUGGAGACCAGCCUUCAGUGUGGAGAAAAGUUGUCAGAUUUUACUGGAAAAAAAAAUAUUUUCUAUUUUUUACUUUUUUUAAAAACAAACCUGUUUAAAAUGAAAUCUGAAUGUAAUCCAAAAUAUGUUAAUUCCUGAACAUUCUUUCUUGAAACAUUUAAAU
Dermochelys coriacea (leatherback sea turtle) is the source of this 8439-nucleotide messenger RNA. It is a transcript of the gene ANAPC1, whose product is annotated as anaphase promoting complex subunit 1. The transcript has 48 exons. The record is from RefSeq and is a predicted model, not a curated record. Gene Ontology annotation, biological process: protein K11-linked ubiquitination; metaphase/anaphase transition of mitotic cell cycle; anaphase-promoting complex-dependent catabolic process. Gene Ontology annotation, cellular component: anaphase-promoting complex. NCBI's taxonomy places the organism in Eukaryota, Metazoa, Chordata, Testudines, Dermochelyidae. The coding region runs from base 860 to 6859 and encodes 1999 amino acids. Gene Ontology annotation, molecular function: molecular adaptor activity.